GCGGGCGAAUACUAGUUCAUAGUGCGUGGUACUACUGCACAUAAAAAAAGAUCGAGCUACCUCUCAGAUCUGACAAACGUGAUUAUUAUCAAAACACCGAACUGUUUUCUGAAUGGAUCGCAGCUACGGAACUCCAAGAUCUGUUGAUGCUGUCGAUCCUACUUCUUCGUAUGAUGCUUGGCCGACUUUACCAUCUACCCGGUCGAUAUCCGAAACAAGCUCAAGGUCUCGAUGCUUCUGCUGCCGCUUGCGACUAUCUUGGACAGCUGUCAGCGUGGUGGAGAUCGCUCUGAUGAUUGUCACUGUUGUAGCAUAUUAUUUCCUUCCCAAAAAGUUUCUUGAAAGAAUGUUACCGCUUGGAACAGAAGUAACCGAAGUGUCAGAGUGGAUAAUGCGAAUGGUCGGAAGUAUGGUUAGCGUGCAGAUUGUCCUUCUCAUUGGUGGGAUUGGCUGGGGCAAUGCAGUAACCAGGAAAAUCAUCUACUGGGGAAUGUUAACAGGAGACGUUCUGCUCGUCGCCAUCCAUGCAGCUUUUGUACACAGUACAGAAUCCAACUGGAAUGCAGUCAACUUGUCAAUAGUAGUUUUGGCAUCAACAUUUGCUCUCUUCAGGAUGAUAACACUGAUAUGUAAUCCAAGAUGGUGGCUCUGGGUCCCAGAACCUAACUUCUGAAGUUUGGUUUUACAUGAGACAGGCAGAGUGAAACAAAGAACAUGAUUUUUACAGAUUAUGUGUAAUACCCAAAUUUUAUGAACUGCUGAAGUUGACAAUAUUCUUUCAGUUAUCUAAGGAGCUAUUUGUGACGAACAUUCUAACCCUUUACCUCCUAUAAGUGACCAGAAGAGACUUUAUCCUUACAAUUUCAAUACAAUAUCAACCAGAUAAGUGAUGAGAAUAAAGAAAAAUAUCAAUUUGGGGAUAAUUAGUUGAUCCAAUACUAAAUUCUCUGAACUAACAUUAUGAGAGUUGUAUGGUUGACAGUAAGGAGAAUGACAAAUUUGAUCUGGGAGUUAAAGGGUUAAGGAACUGUAAAAGUAGAUGCUAAUGAGACAAAAGUAGAUUGUGAGUGCCUUUCAAUUAAGUCACGUCAGGUACAAACAAGUUUUAUUGUGACAGAGGCAUCUGAAGUGGUGUAUCAGGGUGAAAUAUAAUGGAAGUUGUGUAGGAUUGAAUUCUGGUUGCAUUAAACUGCAAUUUUUUGUAUCCUUCUGAAA
This is a messenger RNA of Pocillopora damicornis (cauliflower coral), 1215 nucleotides long. RefSeq lists its product as uncharacterized. Lineage: Eukaryota; Metazoa; Cnidaria; Anthozoa; Scleractinia; Pocilloporidae. The record is from RefSeq and is a predicted model, not a curated record.